AUGAUGCUGGUAAAAAAGAUUAAGCUUUAAGUGAUUACAAUAAAGCAAUCCAACUUGAUCAUAAAUUUGCAUUUGCCUAUAAUAAUAGAAGUGAAUUAUUUAAACUAAUAUUAGGCAAUUUUAUACAUAGGAAUUGGUGAAAAAGAUAAAGCAUAAAACUAUUACUUAUAAGGAUUAACUGCUUCACCAUACAGAAGAUUGAGCUACUUAAAGAAUAAGAUUAAAAAAUAACUGAAAAUAAAUAAAAACUUUUUAAAUUUCUAACUUAAACAGGAUAAUAAAAGCAAAAUUAUAUUUAGCAAGAAUAAGAAUUAUAAAACAUAUAAAAGUCUAUACCUAAAAUCUUAUCAAACCCCUAUUAAAUAAUACUUAGAUUCAAAAAGAAUUUAUGGAUUUUUAUCAGAUCAAUCUAUUUUGAUCACAUAAUCUUAACCAUUAGCAGAAACUGAAUAAAAUUCACCAAUUAUAUCCCAUCAGCUAAUUAAUUAUUAAAUCAAGGAGAAUUUUCGAUUGAAAAUUUGUGCCAAGAAAUUCAAGUUUUUAAUUUAGGAGAAGUUGAAUAAACAUACAGUUUUCUAAGUAGCUUCUUGUAAUUAGAUGAAGUUUGGGGAAUUUGUAUUCUGA
Molecule: messenger RNA, 624 nt
Organism: Paramecium sonneborni
Lineage: Eukaryota; Ciliophora; Oligohymenophorea; Peniculida; Parameciidae
Source: the annotation of a GenBank genome assembly